GCAUUCUGCGAAAGCUUUCAGCGCGUGCAACAUCCAGUAGGCGUUCAGCCUCCGAGCGGAUAACAUUGCGUUGUUGUAGUUCUUGGAGUCCAAGCAAGACAGACACUAGACACCAGAAGACAAAAGACAACUCAAGAGCUGAUCAGCAGAAAGAAUUAAAAUUUGAAAAGAGAAUUAAAGCAAACAAAAAUACCAAAUCAAAUCAUAAAUAAGAAGGAAAAAUUGAAAGCGAAAUACAAAAAAAAAACAACCAAAAAACAAAAGAACGGAGAAAACGGAAAAGGAGAACGGAAAGAGCAGUCGGACGGAGAACGGAGAACGGAGAAGGCCAUUCAACCGAUAAAAGGGAUCAGCCGCAAAAUGGAAUGACCCGCACUGCCGCCGGUGGCCACGACGUUGCAUAGCCAGAAGCGAAUGCUGCCACAAUCAGCAGCAGCAGCAGAAUCAGCACUUCAGACAGCAGAAUCAGCACCAGGAUCCGCAACAGCUGCAACAGCAAGAGUAACGGCAACAGUCGGGAGCAACAUUCCGUGUGGGAAUGGCCAGCGACGUCGCGUGGCAGCAGCAACAGACGGCUGCAACAACGACACGAAGCUCAACAACAACACCAGCAAUAGAUUAAAUCAAAUGCAUUCCAACGAAGAGCCGCCCAUGACGGUGAUCGUCGAUGGAGGAGGAGGAGGCGGACAGCAGCAGCAGCAGCAGCAGCAGCAGCAGCAACAGCAGAAGAUGCCUCGCAGCGGCAGCCAGAGGUUGCGGAAAACGAGUUCCUCCAGUGCCAAGGCUGCGAUACCAGUACCUGCGGCGACAGCGACAGCUGGCACCAUGCAACGCGCACAUCGACAACCAUCGAACGCCUCCGCGACCGCCAGUACCGAUUCGAGGAGGCGUCGCUAUCCGGGCAAGUCGGAGCGACGCGAUCGCCAGGACCGACAGGACCGUCAGGAGCGACAGGACCGCCCGGAUCGCCAGGAGCGACAGGACCGCCCGUAUCGCCAGGAGCGACAAGACCGACACGACCGACACGACCGACACGACCGACAGGAACGGCAGGAGCAGAUGCCACGCCGCCGGGCCGGACGACGCCAUAGUGGGGCCUCCUCGCUGAGCGAUGCGGUGGCCAGUACUGCCGGCCGCGGGCGCCAUCGUCGUGAGGCGAGAUCGGGGGCCAUCAGCUCUUCGACAGCAUCCAGCUGCAAUGGCAGCUGCAGCUCCGACGACGGCGACUCCUCGCACACAUCGUCCUCAUCCUCGUCCAGCUCCUCAGGCGAGCCGAAUCUGCCGUAUCCCGGCUUCCCCGAGAUAUCCAUGAAGGCCCUCACGCAGUACACGCGGCCACGCAACUGGUGCCUUAUGCUCAUCACCAAUCCGUGGUUCGAGCGCGUCUCCAUUCUGGUCAUCCUGCUCAACUGCAUCACCCUGGGCAUGUACCAGCCGUGCGUGGACGAUGCCUGUGUCACGAAUCGCUGCAAGAUACUGCAGAUCUUCGAUGACAUAAUCUUUGCCUUCUUUGCCCUGGAGAUGACCAUCAAAAUGGUGGCCAUGGGCAUGUGUGGCAAGAACACCUAUCUGGCGGACUCGUGGAAUCGCCUGGACUUCUUCAUCGUCCUGGCCGGCCUGCUCGAGUAUGUGAUGCAUGUGGAGAACCUCAAUCUGACGGCCAUACGAACGAUCCGGGUGCUGAGACCCCUGCGGGCCAUCAAUCGCAUUCCCAGCAUGCGGAUCCUUGUGAUGCUGCUGCUGGACACGCUGCCGAUGCUGGGCAAUGUCCUGCUGCUCUGCUUCUUUGUGUUCUUCAUCUUCGGGAUCAUCGGCGUCCAGCUGUGGCAGGGCAUCCUCAGGCAGCGGUGCACCCUGGACUGUCCCGAGGGCAUGAUCUAUCCCAUCACGGGACUACCUGAAGUGUACAGAGUUCGAGUCCGUGUUAACUCGAAAAACCAUCAGUUUCUAUUGCAAAGCCUAUCGCAGUACUACGAAUUCUCCAAGGAUCAGGACUACAUCUGCUCAACGCCCUCCGACUCGGGCAUGCAUCUCUGCGGCAACUUUCCCCCCUACCGCAGCGGUUCCAUGGUCUGCAAUGAGGAGGCCAAGCUGUUCGACUUCAAUGAGCCGACGAACACCUCGUGCGUCAACUGGAACCAGUAUUACACAACGUGCAAACAGACCGGCGAGAAUCCCUUUCAGGGCACCAUUUCGUUCGACAACAUUGGCAUGGCCUGGGUGGCCAUAUUCCUGGUCAUCUCGCUGGAGGGCUGGACGGACAUAAUGUAUUACGUGCAGGAUGCGCACAGCUUUUGGGAUUGGAUCUACUUUGUGCUGCUGAUUGUGAUCGGGUCGUUCUUUAUGAUCAACCUAUGCUUGGUCGUCAUCGCCACUCAGUUCUCGGAGACGAAGAAGCGCGAGAUGGAGCGGAUGCGACAGGAACGGGCCCGAUACACGUCCACGUCGACGCUGGCCAGCAGCACAAACAACUCGGAGCCGGCCACAUGCUACGCGGAGAUAGUCAAAUAUAUCGCCCAUCUGUGGCGACGCUUCAAGAGACGAAUGUUAAAGAAGUACAGAUUAUAUAAGUACCAGCGGCAGCAACGCAAGGAGGGACUACUGCCCAAUGCCGACAACCUGACCUUUUCACCGUCGCGCAUCAAGUGCCACCAUCCGAAGUGUCCCAAGUACAGUAAUCGCAAGCAUCCGUCCAGCAUUCAGGAUCAGAUGAUUACCGUUAUGGUGCCGCUCAAUUCCAACUCGAAUUCCAACAACAACAACAAUAACACCAACAAUCACAAUGGCAGCACCAACACGAAUGCCAUCAACAAUGUGCCCAGCUGCACCACAGUGGCAUUGGUGAACGGGAUAAAUGGCAGCACGGCCAGUGUGACCAUGUCGACGGCCCAGCAUCAGCAGGCCGCCCAGCAGCAGCAGCAGCAGCAGCAACACUCCUCCUCCGACAACACCGAACAGUCGAUGGGCGAGGCGGCCUGUGGCGGCGGCAGUAUGGUCAUGCCGCGCAGCUCCUCGCUGAAGAAGUCCUCUCACCACCAGCUGAAGCCCGAGGGCAGUGCCGGCGAGCAGAAGACAAUACUGUUGAAGUUCCCCCAGCAGAUCAUGGAUUCGGAGCAGCUGAUUCUGCAGUUGGGAAAUUUAGGCAAGAGCCAUCCUUGCACCUCGGGCUUCCUUAGUCCGCCCACGUCGGCCAGCCGACGUCCGUCGGUGAUGUUCAACGAGUACGUGCUGCUGCACACGCCUCCCGCCCUCAGCACGGAGCCGACCCUGGCACCGGGUAGCGCCUCCCCAGCAGCAACAACCACCACUGUUGCCACAGUGGCGGGAACGGCAGCCGCAGCUGCAGCAGCGGCAGCGACAUCAUCAUCACCAGCAGCAUCGGCGGCCGGUCCUGGUGGCAGCAACAACCACACCAACCACAACCUGAACAACAACAACCAAAGUGGGAGUGGCAGUGGCAGUGGUGCGGCGGCAGUUCCAGAGAAAAGCACCACCAUAUUCUCCACGGAGAAGAUGACCCAGGCCGGCGAUGGAAGCAUCUGGCAGGUGAACCUACCGCAGACCAUCGGCACCAUCGCCAAUCCAUAUGCAGAUUGCUCCGAGCUGGGUAUACACGAUGCGAUGACUUGUCAAGAGCUGUUAGCAUUCUCUGUGGCCUUUUCAGCGGCCUUGCCGACGGGCCAGAGCACGCUAGAGUCCUUUUACACGUCGCUGGCCCGCUGUGAUCCACACACCGCUGAGGCGCUUAAGGCCCAGCACAAGCGGGCCCCGACCACUUCCCAGGCCUUAGUCUCUGUCCAGUCCCCGGGACAUUUCCAGCCAGCGCCGGAUCAGGCGGCGGGUGGGGCAGUGGAUGCCUUCGAGCUGAACGGUGCGCCCAGCACUGUCGCAGCCGUUUCAGCGGCUGUGGGCCCAGGGGAAUCGCAGGCAACCACUCAUCAUCGCCAGCGGAGAGAGCAUCACUCGCAUCCCCAGCACCAGCAUCAGCAUCAGCACCAGCACCACCACAAUAAUAACAACAACAGCCACAGCAGGAACAACAAUGGACAUAGAUCACGGGGUCACACAUCCCACGGGCAGGGCCAUGGGCGCGAUCACGGCGGUCCCACGGGCAACUACAUGGAGGACUACGCCUGCUGCUACGACCUGUACCAGAACGCCCUCUCGCCGCUGGAGGAGCGCCAUCAUCAGAGAUCUGCGGCGAUGCGCGGCCUGAUCGCCGUCUACCGCUGCGUGUCACGCAUCUGCAGCUACGUCCGACGCUAUAUCAGACGCCUGGUGGAGCACAAGUACUUCCAGCAGGGCAUCCUGCUAGCCAUUCUGAUCAACACGCUCUCCAUGGGGAUCGAGUACCACAACCAGCCGCCGGAGCUCACAGCCAUCGUGGAGACCAGCAACAUAGUCUUUUCCGGCAUCUUUGCCGUCGAGAUGCUGCUCAAGGUGGUGGCCGAGGGGCCCUUCCGCUACAUAGCGAAUGGAUUCAAUGUCUUUGACGGCAUCAUUGUCAUACUCAGCGCCAUUGAGAUAUGCCAACAGUUUUUGGGCAACGGAACUGGGGGCGGUGGCUCUGGUUUGUCCGUUCUGCGGACAUUCCGGUUGCUCCGCAUCCUCAAGCUCGUCCGCUUCAUGCCGAAUCUGCGGAGGCAACUAUUUGUCAUGCUUCGCACCAUGGACAAUGUGGCCGUGUUCUUCUCCCUGCUGGUACUCUUUAUAUUCAUCUUCAGCAUACUCGGCAUGUAUCUGUUUGGCGGUAAGUUUUGUAAAUUUUUGGACGAAUCCGGACUCGAACGCGAGUGUACGUGUCCCGAAAUAAUCAGCCGGCAUCCGCAAUGCGAGUGCGAUCGCAAACACUUCAACAACAUUUUGUGGGCCACUGUCACAGUAUUCCAAAUACUGACGCAAGAGGAUUGGAACGUCGUCCUGUUCAAUGGAAUGGAAAAGACAAGUCAUUGGGCCGCAUUGUACUUUGUGGCCCUAAUGACAUUCGGCAAUUAUGUGCUAUUUAAUUUAUUGGUGGCCAUUUUGGUUGAGGGAUUCAGUUCAGAGCGAAAUGAACGUCGCGAGCGCGAACAGCGCGAGUUGGUUAAGAAACUGCGCGAAGAGACAUUGGCCGAGAAUUAUAGCGAUGGUAUGUACGAUGAAUCGCGCAGCGAGGCGGAUUCAUCGACCACUAACGAUAGUUACUACGAGGUACGCAAUCGCUGGCGCUCAGCGGAGGACGUGCGCAAGCUGCAGGACUCGGCCGAGCUGAUCAUCGAGGCCAAGAGCAACAUGCACCGCCAGCGGCUGCUCCAGCCCAGUCACGAUUACCAGAUCAAUGAGCUGCCCACGCCGGGUGGCGCACCGGCGUCUGGCAUUACUGCUUCCGGCCAGGACAAGGAGGCUGGAGGUGGAGGCAGCGGCGCCAGCAACAUGCUCAAGCUGAUGCCACACGAAGAGGGCAGCAGCAGCAAGCCCCGCGGCGGCCUCAAAAAGACAUACUCCGUCAAGGACAGACGCAGCGAGGCGCCGCGCCUUUCCAAAAUGCGGCUCGUCCGGGAGCCACCUAUCAUCACAACGACGGCGGCCACGCCGCAGGACUCGCCCAGCACCACCCUGGAGCCGGGCAUGACCUUCCGCCAGUGGGGCGACAUGGAGCCACCGCCUCCUCCAUCGCCAUCGCUGCUGCGACCCCCGAACAUUUUCACUGGGGGACAGCGCACCCUGGACGAGGGCAUACCCGCCAUCGAUCUCAUUCCACCCUCCCCAGUGCUCGCCCACAAACCGCUCAACAUCCUCAACGCCAGCCAGCUGGGAGUGGGUGUGGGCGGAGGCAUGGGCAUAGGCAUGGGCAUGAGCAUGGGGAUAGCAGGUGGGACGGGGAGCACAGGAAGCAGCAUGCACAGCGUCAUCAUCGAUGACAUAUCGAAGAGCUCUGGCUCGACAGCAGCUGCCACGCCCAUCUAUGUGCCCACUAUAUCCUCCUCGUCGACGGCGGGGGGACUCCAGCCUCCGAUUGGGCCCUCCACAGCGCACACGGAGAGCCACAGCUACAGUCACAGUCUGAAUGAUCUGACGGGCUCGAUGACAGUCCAUGGACCUGGAACUGGAAUUGGACCCGGAGCUGGACCUGGAACUGCUACCAGUGCCGGUGCCUCGACCAGCGGCAGUUCUUCCAGCGAGCGCCUUCCCCUGACCCCGUCCCCGUCCCCGUCCCCGUACAGCGGAAUUGGUGGGGGCAGCUUUAAGCAGCGCUUCCGGCGUAGCAGCUCCAAGAAGAGAAGACCCCAGCCGACAGCCGCAGCUGAGGACAGCAUCAGUGGCCAUGACGAGGAGGAGCAGCAGCAGCAGCUGAACAACGGCAGCGACAACAGCUUCCUGCUGAGGAGCAGUGCGGGAGGAGGAUUGGGAGGAGGUGGUGCAGGUGCAGGAAGCGGAAACGCAGCAGGAGCUGCCAAGGACACCAACCGGCUGAGCCCGCAAAACUCGAUCCGCAGACUCUCGAACACGCUGAGCAUCGGCAGUGGCAGUAGUCCGGGGGCGGCGCUGGGCAGUCGCCGGGCCUCGGCCUGCAUCUUCAACUCGCAGGUGUACCAGAACCUGAACCAGCCCCCGAAGCUGCGUCCGGGCCCGGGUCAGCGGCGGAUGAGCUCCAUUGAGCUGGCAUUCAGCAAGACCUCGCACCUGAAUCUGCACAACCUGGAGGCGAACCGCAAGUCGCUGUCCUACACGAAUUCUAAGAUGGACCUCGACAAGUGGCAGAGGUCGUACGGCAAUCUCAACGAGCCGGACAACAUGCUGCAGCAGUACAUCGAGGCGCGGGACAAGCGCAAGACCUCGAUAAGCCACUAUAACCUGAAGAAGCGGCUCGAGGAGAAGGAGCUCCAGCAGUUGCAGCAGCUCCACCAGCAGCAACUGCUACUCCAGCAACAGCAACAGGACUCCUCGUCCUCCUCCCAGCAGCAGCCCCAGUCCCAGUCCCAUCGGCUCUCCAAAGAGUUCCAGCACAUGGCACUGCAGCCACAUUCCAUGAUGUCAAGUGGCGGGCGGAUGUCCAAGCUGAUGAUGAUCAUCGAACGGCUCACGCCAAGGCAGUUCGCCAUGGAGCGUGAGUCCUACUCGAUGUACGUCUUUCCCGAGGAUAACAAGUUUCGGCAGGUCUGUACGUGGUUUGUCAAUCAGAAGUGGUUUGACAAUGUUGUGCUGCUGUUCAUCGCACUCAACUGCAUCACCCUGGCGAUGGAAAGACCAAACAUCCCUCCAACCAGCACCGAAAGAUUGUUUCUGUCAACAGCCAAUUACGUGUUCACCGCCGUCUUCACCGUUGAGAUGUUCAUUAAGGUAGUCGCCACGGGCAUGUUCUACGGCACGGAUGCGUACUUCACAUCCGGUUGGAAUAUCAUGGACGGAUCUUUGGUUACCAUUUCCAUAAUUGAUUUGUUAAUGUCAUUGAUUAGCGAAUCGAGCCCGAGGAUAUUUGGGAUUUUAAGGGUGUUUCGGCUACUUCGUUCCCUGCGGCCUCUGCGGGUGAUCAACCGUGCCCCGGGUCUGAAACUAGUCGUGCAAACGCUCUUAUCGUCCCUACGUCCCAUCGGCAACAUCGUGCUGAUCUGCUGCACCUUCUUCAUCAUCUUCGGGAUACUGGGCGUACAGUUAUUCAAGGGCACCUUCUUCUACUGCGAGGGCGAGAACAUCAAAAACGUGCGCAACGCGGACGAGUGCCGCCGCAUUCCGGGCAACGUCUGGACGAACCGCAAAUACAACUUUGACGACCUGGGCAAGGCCCUGAUGUCCCUCUUCGUGCUGAGCUCCCGCGACGGAUGGGUGAACAUCAUGUACACGGGCCUCGAUGCCGUCGGCGUCGACCAGCAGCCGAUCGUAAACUACAACGAGUGGCGGCUGCUGUACUUCAUAGCGUUCAUCCUGCUGGUGGGCUUCUUCGUGCUCAACAUGUUCGUGGGCGUGGUGGUGGAGAACUUCCAUCGGUGCCGCGAGGAGCAGGAGAAGGAGGAGAAAAUCAGGCGCGCGGCCAAGCGGGCCCUGCAGAUGGAGAAGAAGCGCCGCCGGAUGCACGAGCCGCCCUAUUACACCAACUACUCGCCCACCCGCAUGUUCGUGCACAACGUCGUGACCUCCAAGUACUUCGACCUGGCCAUCGCAGCCGUCAUAGGGCUAAAUGUGGUCACCAUGGCCAUGGAGUACUACAAGAUGAAAAUGGCCCUGCAGUAUGCCCUGAAGAUAUUCAACUACUUCUUCACCGCCGUCUUCAUCCUGGAGGCGAACAUGAAGCUGGUGGCCCUCGGCUGGAAGCUGUACCUCAAGGAUCGCUGGAACCAGCUGGACGUGGGCAUCGUCCUGCUCUCGAUCGUGGGCAUCGUGCUCGAGGAGCUGGAGACGAAGAUCAUACCCAUCAAUCCGACAAUCAUUCGGGUGAUGCGCGUCCUGCGCAUCGCCCGCGUCCUCAAGCUGCUGAAAAUGGCAAAGGGCAUUCGGGCACUGCUGGACACCGUGAUGCAGGCCCUGCCACAGGUGGGCAACCUGGGACUGCUCUUCUUCCUGCUGUUCUUCAUCUUCGCGGCGCUGGGCGUGGAGCUGUUCGGGCGCCUCGAGUGCUCCGACGAGAUACCCUGCCAGGGCCUGGGCGAGCACGCGCACUUCGCCAACUUUGGCAUGGCUUUCCUCACAUUGUUUCGCGUAGCGACUGGCGACAAUUGGAACGGCAUCAUGAAGGACACGCUGAGGGAUAAUUGCGAUGACGCGGCCGAUUGUGUACGCAAUUGCUGCGUCAGCUCGGUUAUUGCUCCCAUAUUCUUUGUGAUAUUCGUGCUAAUGGCGCAAUUCGUUUUGGUGAAUGUCGUCGUGGCUGUACUGAUGAAACACCUCGAGGAGAGCCACAAGCAAAUGGAAGACGAGCUCGACAUGGAGGUGGAGCUCGAGCGUGAGCUGGUGCGCGAGCAGGAGUUCGCCCAGGAGCAGAAGCUGUGCCAGCAGCUGGCGGAGGCGCAGGCAAAGGCGGCUGCUCCCCCACGCCCCCUCGCCAAGGUCAAGUCGCUGCCGAAGAACUUCAUCUACAGCACCCCCUCGCUGGACAAGAAGUUCCCCAGCCCCCAGUCCCUCACCAGCAGCGCGGCCACCAAUCUCAACCAGCUACAGCAGCAGAAUCCAUCCACAUCGACAUCCACAUCGCCGGGACUGGGCGGACUGGCGCAGCGGGGCGUGACAGCGGGAGCGGGAGGACGCCGCCAGACCGUACAGUACUUCAAUCAGCCACAAAGCGGGCCGGGCCUGGGUCUCGGCCUUGGCCUGGGCCUGAGCCUGGCCGAAAUGGGUGGCACGCUGACGCCUCAGGCGCUGAGCGCGCGGCUGGGCGAACCCUUUGGCGGCGCCUCAACAGCGACGGCAGCGGGAGGAGGAACUUGUGCCGGCUUCGGCCAGGAGCCGGGCAACCUCCAGCUGCCGCCUCUGGGGCGCCGCGGGCGACGCGCCUCGGCCGCUGCCGGCUUCCGCAAGCGCGGCGUGCUGUCCAAGGAGCGCUCGCUAGACGAGCAGGCCAUUCGACGACGUAAUCUGGAGGCCAAGCGCACCAGCUGCGACUCGCUGCCCUGGGGUGGGGAUGCUCUCGACUACAGGCGCGGCACCAUCUUCGAGAGCCUCGAGUCGGAUGGCGGGGGCGGCGGACUGGGAUCGGGAUCGGGAUCUGGAGGAUCGCCACUCGGUUUUGAUAUUCGCAGCGUGCGCAGUGCGGAUGUUCCGCACCUGGAGCCGGAAACCGAUGCUCUGGCCGUGGUCAGUGCCCUGGUGCCCGCAGCAACGCCUAUGCCCCUGUCCAUGCCGCUAGCCCUGCCCAUGCCCACGCCCACACCCACACCCUCAUCCACACCCACCGGGAUGUCGUCAGCACAUCAUCCGCCACCACGUCGCCCCUUCGGCUGGUCGCAGUCCGUCGACCAGGGCUGCCUCCUGGGGGCGCCCGGUCGCAGCAGCCUCCUUCUGUCCGUGCCGCGCUCGAUGCCCCCCCGGAGCCGCAGCGGCAGCACCAAGCAGCUCUUCAAGCAGCAGGCGCUCGACGAGGAUGCCGACAUGGACGAGAGCUCGCUGCUGCUGCCAUCCGUCAGCGGGGGAGCCGUUGGAGGCCCCACCCCCACCGUCGCCGCUGCCCUGGAGAGCGUGGCUGCCGCCAGUGCUGUGGACUCCCACUUGCUACCAGGCAAAUCCGAUUCGGCGGACAUCUUGCGCAUUAUCAGCGAGCGGCGGCGGAUGGAUCAGCGGGACCAGAGGGAUCCCAGGGACGAUGUCGAGGACAGGGACAGCGACUACAACGAGCUGUUGCUGGUCAAGUCCCCCCAGUCCUCGAUGGACUAGGCAUGCAACCCCUGUAUGUCUAUCUCAAUCUCUCUCUCUCUCUCUCCAAGUAUACAUAGAUCCCUGUCUGUCGCCCAUACUUUGUAUACCAGUCUCUAUAAAACAAAAAACAAGCCAGUCGAAAAACAAAAAAAUCUUUAGGGAAUUUUCUAAGUGCUCAGUUUUAGAACUUGAAAACUACAACUAAAAAGAAAUCGAUAGGCAAUAGGCAAUAGCGAUAACAAUAACGAUAAAUGAAAAUGAUUAAUCGAUAGCCGUAACUAUUACCGAUAAACGAUAACUAAUCUUAGAGCGUUCGUUAUCCAACGCAAGACAAAAACAAAACAAAAAACAAAACUAAAAAAAAGCGAGAAAACAAAAAGAAAGAAUAAAAAAAAAUUGUCAACUGUUUUUAGUGCAAUCCUACGGUUUUCAUAACUUUAAAAAGCAUCCAGAUGGUAUCAGAACCUACAAAACGGAGGUCUCAAAAACAAACACACGCAGAAGAUAAACCGAAAUACCGCAAUAAGAAAAAAUAAGAAAAUAAACUAAAGUAACAAAAAAAAAGAACUACGUUUAAUGUUGAUUAGAGCGUUUUCCGUUUCAAGCUGUAGUCGAGAGGUCUAAAGCCACGAGCUGACGAAUUAUAUACAAGCGUUAUAUGCGAUUUACAUAUACAUAUACUAUAUACUAUAUACAGUUAUAUAUACAUACUUAUACAUAUAUAUACUACUUAUAGGGGUACUGCAUACAUGAUGGAAAUUUGUGAACAAAAGAUCAUCAACUCUGUGAUUAGCUCUUAAAGUUUAAACAUUUAUAGGACGAAGGCGGCGGUGAAUACACUCAGACACUCACACUCACCACUAAACACGUAUGAUGUCUGUAUAUAGUAAGAAUGUAUGUGUGUAUUUUACUUAGUCUAGAAAGGGAAACUAACUAAACAGAAACAGAAAACUCAAAACACAAACACAAUGCUGACAAGACCUCCAUAGUACAUACGAAUACGAGUACAGCUGAAGCUGAAGCUGAAGAGCCAGCACCUUGAUAAGCAAUUGCACAUUGUACGAGUACGAGUACGAGUACGAGUAGCUAAUAAGAUCGUACCUAGUCCCCCCCAAAAUCCAAAAAUCAACAAUAAAGAAAAAGGAAAUAAGAAUAGUAUAUGUGCUGCGUUGACGCGCUGCACCUCAUUUGUUGCUAAGGAAGAAGGAAAAAUCUAUGUGCAAACGAAUUUACUUAGGUACUUAGACACACCCAGAAACCUAUAUAAACCUAUAGAAACCUAUAGAAACCUACAUAUAUGUAUGAUAUAUGGAAACAGAUAAUGGAUACAACCCAAUACCAAUAGUCCAUCUGGUCGACAAUCUUUGCAUUAUCUCUCACUCUAUCUCUAUCCUCUAUGAACUCUGCCUUUUCCAUAGGACCCCAGACACCACCCCACAGCAAAACAGUGCCAACGUCAGCGCAUUAAGGGUACUCAUGUUUGGUAAAGACAUGAGAGAUUCUUUCUGUUUUUUUUUUUUUUUUUUUUUUUGUGGAUACAGUUCUUGUAACUAUCCCAAGAAUAAAAGAUGGCAACAACUACAACUAAAUGAAGCAGAAGAACUUUAAAGUCUAGCAUUUAUAAACAAAAACAAAACCAGAACAAAUUAGUAGAAAUUUAAUGAUUAAUGUUUAAUGAAUAUAUAUAGUGUAUAUAUGGAACUAUCAACGAAUUACAAUAGAGCAUCAAGAUAUUUCUAGGCACUUGAUUGGAGCGAUCGACAGGAGGGCGAAAAGCUGAUAGAAGAAGACGGAAGAUGGAAAUGAGGAAUAAGUAGGACAAGGAACACUAACUUAACACUGUCAAUUUUUCAACAUGAUCUAAGCUUAUUUUUCAAAGAAAACCAAAAGCAAAAAACGAAAACGAAAACAAAACAAAUUUUACACUCUUUGUACACACUGUAAAAAAAAAGAAGAAUGAAACGAAGAAGCUACCCAGUUUAGAUAAACUUUAAACAAAGAACUUACAAAAUCAAACUUAGCAAACGAUUUGGGCGAAGGCUAUGACGACGACGAAGAAGCAACAAAUUUGAUUAAUAAUAAUUUCAUCUGUGCCUUUCUCUACGAAAAUAUAUAUACAUAUAUAUAUAUAUAUAUUUACAUUUAUACAUAAACUAUAUACAAAUUUAUCAGAUACUAGAACUCUUCUAGACUCUCCAGCUCUCAAGCUCUCCCUUCUCCUUCUCCCUAUUCUGUCUAACACACACACACACCACACCCACGCACAGAACUAACCCCUACUCACCACAGACACAGUCAAGACGAAGGACGAAGCAGUGCGUUAUGUAGGGCAAGCCAAGCAGAAGUAAGAAAGAGGUGGUCAUAGGAGUGCGACAUGGGGCACAUAGGCGGCACCAAGCAGUACUAAGCAGUGCAGUGUCUCGCGUUGGGAACUAAUGAAGAAAAUGCAACUCUGACAAAACUAUUUACGAUGCAAAACGAAUGAAUAAUAAAAUAAUUACUUAAGCCCACUAACAACCCAAAAAACCGAAAAGGGAAAAUGAAAAACGAUAAAGAUAAAGAUAAAGGAAAAGGAAACGCAUGCAUAAAAAUACCAAUAAAAUAAAAUUAUAAGCAAACGCAAGCAAAAAGUUUAUAGGUUAAUGCGCUAGUAGUUUUGAACCGUUUAUUUUUUUGUAAUUGUAAUUUUGUAUUGUAGCUGCUUGAUGUAAACUGAAAUCAAAUGAAACCGUAUUCGCUUUCAGUUUUUAGUUGAGUGUGUUCCCUCUUUUCCCUCUGUUUGUUUGUUUGAUGAGCAGAGUAAGGCAACCUAUCGCAUAAAGAGUGUUUUUCUUGUUGAUUAAUAAUUAGGUAAAAAUGCUACAGAGCAUAAGUUAAUUAAAGCAAAGCAAGCGACAAGCGACAAGCGAAAAACAGAAAAACCAAAAAACCAAAUUAGACAAAGUUGCAGACGAAGCAAAUUAAAUUUAAAAAAAUUAUAGCCAUAAAGGUAAACGAAAUGCAAAACUAAGUAAAUUUGCUUUUAGCCCCAUGCAGGUACAAAGGUACAAAAAGAAACACAGAAAAAACAAAAUUAAAUCAAACCAAAG
Molecule: messenger RNA, 13412 nt
Organism: Drosophila miranda
Lineage: Eukaryota; Metazoa; Arthropoda; Insecta; Diptera; Drosophilidae
Gene: Ca-alpha1T
Product: voltage-dependent T-type calcium channel subunit alpha-1G
Exons: 26
Coding region: 415-10341 (3308 amino acids)
Biological process (GO): membrane depolarization during action potential; sodium ion transmembrane transport; calcium ion transmembrane transport
Cellular component (GO): plasma membrane; neuron projection; voltage-gated calcium channel complex
Molecular function (GO): low voltage-gated calcium channel activity; voltage-gated sodium channel activity
Source: RefSeq, a predicted model, not a curated record